This is a messenger RNA of Hydractinia symbiolongicarpus, 393 nucleotides long. RefSeq names its product PDZ and LIM domain protein 7-like. Bases 1 to 393 code for a protein of 130 amino acids. The record is from RefSeq and is a predicted model, not a curated record. The transcript has 2 exons. NCBI's taxonomy places the organism in Eukaryota, Metazoa, Cnidaria, Hydrozoa, Anthoathecata, Hydractiniidae.
AUGCAUUGUGACGUCUUGUGGAUGUUUGUCACAUCACAACAUGUUCAUAUAAUAAAAAUUUGUCAAUGUAUUAUUUCCAAUUCUUUUCUUAAAUGUGAAGAAGUAGCGUUUCUCGUUUAUACAGGAAACGAGAAAAGCUUUUCUUGUUGCAUUACAGAGGUAGAAGCGUUUCAACACCACGGACAAUUAUUCCAUGAUUACUUCGCGACUUCUUCCAAGUACUGUGGUAAAUGUGACCAGGCAUUGGUAAACAAAGGCAGCAGCUACAUAACAUUCGAGGGGGUCACCUACCAUCCAAAGUGCUUUGCUUGUCGAAAAUGUAAAAAACCGCUGCACGAAUUAAAUUUUUACAUAGUGGAAGAACAAAAAUUUUGUGAUGAAUGCUAUUGUUAA